Musa acuminata subsp. malaccensis (wild Malaysian banana) is the source of this 1775-nucleotide messenger RNA. Its product is annotated as E3 ubiquitin-protein ligase MBR1. NCBI's taxonomy places the organism in Eukaryota, Viridiplantae, Streptophyta, Magnoliopsida, Zingiberales, Musaceae. The record is from RefSeq and is a predicted model, not a curated record. Gene Ontology annotation, molecular function: ubiquitin protein ligase activity.
GGAAGAAGCGAACAUUAUAGCGGUUUCGUGUCUGCGUUCUUUGGCUUCCGUGGCCGUCAAUCCGUCUCCUCCCUCGAGACCUAAAUCGCAGCGGGAGUUCGUCGAGGAAAUCACACAUCAUCUGCAGUGGCACAACGAAGAUCCUAGAUGCUGAGAUGGAUCAUAAUGGAAUCUGGAAUCAUCCACAACAUGACCCUCAAUUAAGCUCAGACAAUCCAACAAGAGCUGGUGACCAUCCAUCAUCCAGUUCCAGUUCAGGAUUUCCAAUUUCUUCUGCUGCCAUUCCUGGAACAUCAAAUAGUUCUCACAUAGAUCCUGAGUGUCAUGAAAGUUUUGGAAACUUUCCACCAAACCAAGCCCUAAAUGAACCUUCUUGUUAUGAACAACCUAUAAGAGGCGAUGGAUACAACACAAUUUAUCCUCAGAUGGACUAUAGAAGGAUUGCAUUCAAAAGAAAAAGCCCAGUUAUGCCUGUAAUUGCUGACAGAGCUAAUACUACCGGACACUAUCAAGCUGGAAGUUCUUCCAACUGUCCCUCUUACCCUACUAGUUUAGAACCAAGGGUUUCUCCAAGUCCUGAAUGCUGGCCUUUGGACACCCUAAACAUGCCAGCCGGCUACAGAAAUGACAAUAAUAUCACUGGGGAAAGACUGCAGAGGAAUGUAAGAAGCCGGCAAACUGAAGACUUUCAGUUAAACCCAGCUUGGUUCUAUGACUCAAGAUUUAUGGCUUACCCAUUUUAUUCAUCCUGUAAUACUUCUGAUCCAAGAAUGGCACAGCAAUGGAACCAACUUUCUGCACCCAUGGUUCCCCAAGGGCAGCUUCCAACUCCAGGUGCUUUUAAUCAUGAGGUGAGCCGACCCACUGCAAGAGCCAAUGCUAACUGCGGUACCACUGCCAGUAAUAAUGCGUAUCUUUCUCAUCCCAAUCAUAAUAUAAACAGAAGUGUUCCUCUGCCAGCUCUUCAACACCCUUCCAUCCAAGGAAUGGUGCCAGCUCAAAGUGGUCACAACCGCAUGGUCGUCCCUUAUAGCACCAUCUCAAGCUAUUCAGGCACCGGGAUGUCAAUUGCAUCUGAUAUCGAAGUCCCGAUGGGCAUGGACGCAGCUGCACCUUCAAGAUAUAUGAGGCCACUGUCUAUCAUAGGGCACACUGGCCAUGGGGAAAGACACAGUGCAAGACAUGCACAUCGGAGAUCUCAUUUAAUAUUCAGUCAACAUACUGCAUAUAAUAGAUUGGCACCUGAGGGUAUUUUGAUGACUGAUUGGUCAGCCUUCUAUGACUCGGUGAGUUUACUUGAUCAGCACAGGGACAUGAGACUGGAUAUUGACAACAUGAGCUAUGAGGAAUUGCUUGCUUUGGAAGAAAGGAUAGGGAAUGUCAGCACAGGCUUGUCGGAAGAGACCAUUUUAAGAAGCAUGGUGGAGAUGGUUUACCAUUCUAAUCAAAUCCAGGAGGAGGGACAGUGUGCAAUAUGCCUGGAAGAGUACAAAGACAAGGAGAAACUGGGAACACUGAACUGUGGGCAUGAUUUCCACGUUGGCUGCAUCUCCCAGUGGUUGCAAAUGAAGAAUGUUUGUCCAAUUUGCAAGGAUUCUGCCUCUGGUAACACUUGGAAGGAGCAAUGAUUUCUUUAUUAACAAGCUUUACUUAGUGAUGUUAUUUUAUUCUUCCAAAUCCUACAUUGAUUGUUCUUCAAGGAUUAGCUGAGUUUGUGUCUCUGUAUAUUUGGGUUUAAAAAAUUAAGCCACUAAUGAUACCAUAUUUAGUCCCCA